Messenger RNA from Soboliphyme baturini, 288 nucleotides. NCBI's taxonomy places the organism in Eukaryota, Metazoa, Nematoda, Enoplea, Dioctophymatida, Soboliphymatidae. The record is from the annotation of a GenBank genome assembly.
UUGGUACAAACCGAGACGAACUGCUUUUUAAAAUGUGACCGUUGUUGUCAAAUUUUAGGCGACGAAAUUUGCUCUCAACCACAAGUCACUGGUGUUGGGGAAUCACAGUUACUCCGGUGGUCGUUCCGCCCAACUAUCAAAGUCUGCAAAUCGUUCAUCUACUUGGGUUCGAAAGGAAAUCAAAAUAACUUCUUCUCGAAGGAGAGCUGCGAAACUGCUUGUCGACGUAAGAAUAUCAAAUACAUUCCAAAUGCAGAGUCUGUUACCUCUCGAUUUCCUAAAAUGUAA